Molecule: messenger RNA, 2100 nt
Organism: Pimephales promelas (fathead minnow)
Lineage: Eukaryota; Metazoa; Chordata; Actinopteri; Cypriniformes; Leuciscidae
Gene: caspc
Product: caspase c
Biological process (GO): regulation of inflammatory response; proteolysis
Cellular component (GO): AIM2 inflammasome complex; IPAF inflammasome complex; NLRP3 inflammasome complex
Molecular function (GO): cysteine-type endopeptidase activity
Source: RefSeq, a predicted model, not a curated record
CCUAAAUGCAUUCUAGGCAGACUAAAAGAGGAACUGAUCUAGCUGAUGAACUACAGGGGAGAUCUUUUUCGCUCCUGUACACAGGAAACAUAGGAACAUUUGUUUAACAGAGGAAAAAUAUAUAACUACAUCUUAAACGUUAAAAAUGACGGAAGAUGUGGAUAACUGGGAGGAAGAUUUGGAAGAGGACGCCGUGAUAUCACUUGUCAUCAAAAACUUAAAUAUACAGAAACAACAUUUUUCCGAACUACAUCCAUUAGCUAAAAGAGUGGACUCUGAUAAGUUGUCCACAUCAGCCUUCCGACAGAAAGUCGCAUUGCCAUGUGGUCAUCAAAUGCCAGCAGACUAUGUUGUGGCUUGGUUCAAGUAUUAUCUUAAACAGAAAAAUACCGAUUUUUUCUGCCCUGGCUUUAAUGACGUUAAGAGGAAAACCUGUGGCGCAAAACUCUCUUAUCAGGAAAUCUGUCAGCGGAUACCACUGACAGACAAACAACGGGAAUUCUUAGAGGAGAACCUCGCUGCACUUGUUGCUAGGAGGCUGUUUGACUUCAAAACUUGUCCAGGAUGUCGGUCUUAUGUGGAAAGACGAGAUCGAAGUAACCUGUGCGUAAACUGCACUAUCUGCACGGCCAACAUGAAACGGACUUACUACUUCUGCUGGAACUGCCGGAGGGAGUGGAAGGGGCCGGCCAAUAAUGCUGUGCGGUGUGACAAUAAUGGCUGUGGACAGAGAGCGAGAACUUCAGAUCCUCUUAAGCCAUGCAAACCCGAGAUGAAAAAGGAAUUGCUUAGAAAAGAGGGAGAAGAUAUUUACCCAAUGAAAGACAAAUCCCCUGACAGAAAACGUCUGGCUUUGCUCAUCAACAAUGUCGAGUUUGAACACAUAAAUGACAGGAUCGGGGCAGACAAGGAUGAACGGAGAAUGGAGAGGCUGCUGGAGGGUCUGGGUUACACUGUGGUGACUCUCAGAGACCUCAGUGCACUGGGCAUGCUUGCUGCCAUGCGAGACUUUGCCCAGCGCGAGGAACAUGUCCAGUCGGAUAGCUGCUUUGUGGUGUUGAUGUCACAUGGAGAUGCCAGUGGAAUCUGUGGAGUAUUUGAUUCCCUCAGCAGUGAUGAUGAAGAGGACAUUUUCCAAAUAGAUGACGUUUUUAAUAGCUUGAACACUCCAAACUGUGCUGGAUUGAGGGACAAGCCAAAAAUUAUCCUCAUCCAGGCGUGUAGGGGUGAUAGAGAAGGCAGUGUAGAUGUCACGGAUGGUGGGCCUAGAGACAGGAGAGGAAAAGAGCACCGUGAAAAAGACUUCUGCUGCCUGAGGUCCUGUACUCCAGACACGGUGUCCUAUAGAAACGAAGAGACAGGCUCACACUUCUUCAAAGACAUUGUGGAAAUAUUUAAUGAGCACGCCUGCCAGGACCACAUCGAGGAGCUCUUCAGAAAGGUCAUCAAGAAGUUUAAGGAGAAACAUCCACAUCAGAUGCCAUGCAAAGAAAGAACAACAUUAUCUAAAAAAAUCUACCUCUUCCCAGGGUUGUAAAACACAGCACUGCUUUUCUUUUUAUUUUAGAAACAUGAUGUGCGCAUCUUUGUCAUAUUUGGAGAAAACAUGGAAUUAAUCACAUUUAAAUCAGUUUGCAUGUUAAUUAAAUUCUUGAAUAUGAUAAACAGAUUUAGCUUGCUGCUCUAGCAUUAAAGUACCCCCACUCCCACAGAAAAACUAUAAAUACAUUCUUCUAUUUUACUUGAAUAUAUCUAUUUAUUUUUCUUUCUUCAGUUUUCUUGAAAAAGGGGGAAGCUGAUACUUGAAAUAUUAUGUGUUAAAUUUAAAAUAUGUCCUUCAGGAAAAGUACUGUAUUGUGCACAAACUGUAUUUACCAAAUUUUAUUUCAUUGUUCAUUUUAAGUGACCCCAGUAUCUCUCAAAUAAAGCAUCAGAUGCACUUGAAUUAAGGCUUUGUCUCAACUCACAAAAAUUAGCUGGUUUUAUAGUCUUUAGUAGUACAGCAAUAUGUUAUGGAAUGACUGAAUACAGCUACAGUGUUUAUGAAGAAAUACUGCAUAGGCAAACUAUAUUGCACAGUAGGAGAUGUGAAAUAAUUUG